Toxotes jaculatrix (banded archerfish) is the source of this 4325-nucleotide messenger RNA. It is a transcript of the gene tcf19l, whose product is annotated as transcription factor 19 (SC1), like. Lineage: Eukaryota; Metazoa; Chordata; Actinopteri; Toxotidae. Gene Ontology annotation, cellular component: nucleus. The coding region runs from base 28 to 1716 and encodes 562 amino acids. The transcript is spliced from 6 exons. Gene Ontology annotation, biological process: regulation of gene expression. The record is from RefSeq and is a predicted model, not a curated record. Gene Ontology annotation, molecular function: protein binding.
GGUGGCAGACAAUCAUACCCUUCAGUCAUGCUGCCCGGGGCGCAGCCAUGCUUCCAGCUGCUUCGAAUCGGCUCAUCGACAGGCGACUCGGCGCGGGACCUGUACACGUUCAGGCCGGCUCUGAGCCACUCUGUGUUUCGUCUGGGCCGAGCGGCGGAGCUGUGUGAUGUCACGCUGGACUCGGCGUCGGUCUCCCGCAUCCACGCCGAGCUGUAUGCCGAGAGGGAGGCGAGCGGAGGUGACGCAUCGCCGCAGGAGGAGGGCUGGAGAGUUCACAUCAAAGACAGGAGCAGUCAUGGCACCUGGGUCAAUGAGGUCCGCCUCCAGCCUGGCGUCCAGUGGGAGCUCUCAGAUGGCGACACGCUGACCUUCGGUGGCCAGUCGGCUCCAGGGAGCCCCGAAUUCUACUUCCUCUUUCAGAAGGUCAAAGUUCGCCCGCUGGACUUCGAUGCCAUCACAAUUCCAAAGGCGGGAACCUUUUCCUCUGACAUACAGAACCGGAUCAGGACUAACCCGGACCGCAAAGUGGCAGCCAACCUGGACCUGUCCAAGCUGUCCAUCAACCGGGCCACCGUCAUCCUCAACUCCAUCGGCAGCCUCAGUAAGAUGAAGGGCAGCCCCUGGACCUUUAAGAGGAGCUACAGCCACGAGGGGACCGUGUCAGACCCCGGCUGCUCCUCCUCGCCUCCUCUCAGCGUGGGCUUCUCCUCUCUGCUCUCUCCCUCCACCCCUCCGUCAUUGUCCUCUGAAGCCUCGGUGCCUUCAACAAAGUCCCUCCCACCAACCUCCAGGAGCAGGAGGAAGUCGGCUCACACGGUGCUCCUCGAAGACGACAGCUCAGACGAGCCCAGGAGUCGAGGAGCUCUGGCGGGAGUUGUGGAGGACGGACAGAGAGCGAGAGGGAAGAAGAGGCGGCGUCUCUAUAAGUCUGAGUCAGAGGGUUUCAGUUCUCCUCCUCCUCUGCCGCUGCAUCCCAAGAGCCACAACGACGUCAGGCGGCCGCUGGAGGCCAAGCCCUUCCCCGUCGGCAUCAGGACCAUUGGCAGUUUCCACGGCGCCAUGACGAACAGCAGACUCGGCCACCACCUGCUCCAGGCGUCGUUCACAAACGCUGCCGUUCACAAACAGGAGGUGGGGACGAUGCACCGGAUCAAGACGGUGGUGCAGGGCAACAUCGCAGCUUUCCGCCAACAGAAGUCCGCCCACAGUUCUCCAGCAGCGCAGAGGGGCAGGCGAAGGGCUCACAGCUCCCCAGUUUUCUCUCCCCUGGUGGUGGGAGGGGAGAACUACAGCCUGGCCUCGCCUUCAGUGAGGAUCCGCACAGAGGAGAGAGGGAGGGUCCAGUUCAACAGAUUUCACCAUCAAACUAGCAAGAGACGAGGCCGCCCCAGGAAACACCCUCUCCCUCCCCGGCCGUCCCUGCCCUCUCCAUCCUCCUCAUCUUCCUCUUCCACCUCCUCGGCCUCCUCCUCUUCGGGCUCUUCCUCUUCCUCCUCUGAGGACGACGACGAUGAUGAUGAAGAAGAGGACGAGGAGACGACGGUCGGGGCGGUGGAACCGUGCGCGGCGCCGCGCUGUAAGCUGCCUCAGCAGGAUACGGUGCAGUGGAUCCAGUGCGACGUGUGCGACGCCUGGUACCACAUAGACUGUCUGCACGUCGGCCGCAAGAAGCUCCUGAUGGACCCGAACGCUGACUUCCACUGCGGCUGUCGCUGAUUGGAGAGAAUGUGCCUAUAAAAUGAAAGAAAUGCUCCAGUUUAGACUUUCGAGUUACCACAUUUUCCUUUUAAAUGUUUAUUUCAUUCAGCCGCACAUGGAAAUUAGCGUUCGACGUAUCAUCGAGGACAGGCUGCUGCGUCUUCACAUGGCCUGAGCUGCUCUUCCUAAGCAUCUAGUGCUUCUCUCUCUCCCUUCAACAGCAGCUGGCGAGGGCGGGAACAUUUUUACGUCCUGAUCAUCCCAAGUUUUAGGAUUUGUGCUCUAACAGUCACACAGCUGCUUCACAAACCUCUUGUUCGCUCAGUUUCAGGGCUCAGGAUUUGGAGGAAGGCGAUGAAAUGUCUCGGGUCAGAUUUCAUUAUGGCUCUGACUGUCUGGAGAGGUGCGAUCAGGGCGGGAGGAGAGGAUGAUGAAAUGAUCCUGAGUGUGCUCUCUCUCCGUGGCUGAUGUUGACCAGGGGGCGGGCAGCGUUCAGAGAAGAUUAAUGAAAUGUUUCAGACGGGGCUGCCACAGUAGCAGUCUCUACGAGAUGAUUAAACUUUCUCAGAUGUCUCAGUGCAGCCACCUUCACUGUUUUACCAAGCAGCUCAAUUUUUCAGGGCAGAAUAGGACCUCAGAAGAUCACUACCCCCAAAGAAAACAGCCCACCUCAGCCGGCGAUAAUAAAACUGGAUGAAAUGUUUCAGCGCAGCUUUCCUGGGUGGCAGCAGCUGUCUGGGACUGGGCGUGUGAUGUUUCAAGAUAAUUAAAUGGCAGGAAAUGUGUCAGCAGACUUCUGCUGUUGCUGCUGAUGAGAGGUGCUCUUGGGACAGUAAUCAAAUGUUUGAAGGCACUCCUGCAGAAGCAGCAGCUGGGUGGGGGUGGGGGUGGGGGUGUAUGUACACGGGGACUGUGCUGUUAUGAGAUGUCUGAGUGCAGACUGGCAGUAACACCAUAAACGGGUUCAGAAAAGGAUCUCGUCGUCGCUGACCGGUGGGCUGAGUCACAUGUUCGUGUUUAUGUCAGAUCUUUUUUUUUUUUUUUAAGGUCGUCUCUUUCCGCCAGUCUCCACCUUUCAGUGUCUCUUCACACUACUGAGCUCUUGGGCCAAAGUGUUUUUGUCCUGGGUGGAGUGGGCUGGGCCUCGCCGAGCAGCUCUCCUCCACUGAACAGCAGAUGUACGCGUAUCUUUGCUCGGGUGCUGCUUGAGUAGAAGAAAAUCGAAGCAAAUCAAAGCGUAUAACCCCAAACUCUUCUCUGAAGCACCUUUCUUUUAUUUAAUUCUAAAUUCCUUCUUGACUUACCAGGACAAAAACCGGCGUUUAAACAGUUUACCUUCUGUACCUCAUAUUGUGUUGUUAAAGUAAAAAGAGUAUAGCUGGUCUGUGUUGGUGUUGUGUAAACAGCCAACUACCAGCUUUCACUCCGAUCGAACCACUGUGGCACAGCUGCAGUUUGUUUGGAGUGAUAGGAAAGUGGGAGGUAAAGUGGAAAACCUGAUUCUUGAGCAAUAAAAUAGGAAAAAAAAAAAAUCUAAAAAAAUCUUUAUAGAUGUAUAUUUUUGAACUUGUUAAUGACGGAUGCUGUGGACUGCAGCUUUGCAGGAUUAAGACUGUGCUUCAGAGCGCACAGUCAAAUCAAAGUGAUUCACUGAGGCUUAGAGACUGAUUACACAGCGACUCUCCUGCUACCUCACUGCCGUCUCUCAGCAGGAUGGUUAGCUGUGCUAACUAAAUGAUCGACUACGCAGAUGCAAAGACUAUGUUAGAAAGCAGGGAGGAAGUUGAAAAUUUCAGAUAACUGCCCUGGGGUCAGUUAUUUUCAAUUCAGAGGAUUAAUUAAAAAAAAAAAAAAAAAAAAAAUCCAAGUCUGUGUUUAAUGGAAUGAAUAAAUGUAGUGUUACCAGCCAAAGGGCUGUCGUUUCACUUGAAAUAAUUUCAUUUUGUUUGGACAUCGUAUCACCAUGAAAAUAACCAACUAUUUUACUGCAGUAAUACAUUAUCAAUUAUAGGAGUGAACGUAAUAUCCUAAUACUAUAACACAGAUUUAAGGACCUGUUUGGUCGGGUUUUAAGUUUUCUCUGUUGGUCUCCUGUCGGUUGUUUUGUCAGUUGAGUUCAUCAGUAAAGAUCCAAGUGUGGAAUAUUCUCUUUGUCUUUUAGAUUCUGAGCUCUAAAGAUAUUUAACUGCCUCUCUACGUCUUCCAAGCUUCACUCAGAGAAACGUGCCAUCUCCGCCACACCGUCGGCGGUUUGCAGUAUUAUGUAGCCGUGUUCGUGCACCUCGUGUUUUUAUGGCUUCGUUUCCUGUGCCAAACAGUUGUAAAGCUCUUUAAAAGGAUGUUUCUCCAAACUGCAGUUACAGAUGUGAUAAAACCAGCGACACACAGAGCGAGAACCAGGGAAGAGUGUGACACUGAAAAUGGAGAACGUUGUUUUCAGCUCAAAUUGCUCGAUUACUGUAAAUCAGGAUGCAGCUUGAAGCUGGUUUCACUCCAUGUGUCACACUGCUGAUGCUACCAGUUAGCAUCUGUGGCUGUGGGAGAUUGUAAUGGGCUUUUUCUGUCUUUCUUUUUUUUUUUUUUUUACAAUUUUAUUGCAUUUAAUAGACUUGAUUGAUUGAUUGAUU